Messenger RNA from Trypanosoma cruzi, 2406 nucleotides. RefSeq lists its product as uncharacterized. The record is from RefSeq and is a predicted model, not a curated record. Bases 1 to 2406 code for a protein of 801 amino acids. Gene Ontology annotation, molecular function: protein binding. Lineage: Eukaryota; Euglenozoa; Kinetoplastea; Trypanosomatida; Trypanosomatidae. The transcript has a single exon.
AUGGUAAAUCUUGAUAAUGCCAAUACGCAGCUUGGGUUGGAUGUGUACUUUCCCGGGUGCGACACGUACUACCAACAGUCACGUCCCGCCUACCUUCCUUACAUGGAUGGGAGUUUAUAUAAACCCUGGCAGCCACGUCAUCCAUGGAUGCAGUCUGCGGAGCGUCAGCGACGCGACAACCCAUCGACCAUUGAGGAAGCCUGUGUCUACGGUAGUCUAGCUCACGUCAUCACAUUCUGGGCGCAAGGCCAUGAAGUAAAGGAUCGACGUGCUCUUUUUGAGGGAAAUGAUGCGACUCUGCUUAUGUGGUCCGCACUUCGUGGUCAUUUAGGCGUCGCCAAAUUUUUAGUUGAUCAGGGAGUGAAAGUCAAUGCGGCUAAUGGAUUGGGCCACACCGCACUACACUGGGCAGUGACAGGCGUUCAAUAUGAAAUGACGCGUUUCCUUCUGGAUCACGGCGCUGACCCUCGUCAAAAGGACCAUCAGGGCUACAGUGCGUAUUUUACAGCCGUACAGGCAAAUAACCUUCCGCUAUUAUUGAUGUUGUGCGAGCAACAUCCUAUUGACCCGCAAGAACGGGAUUUUGAAGGUCAUUCCCUGUUGCAUUGGGCAGCCUACACGAACUCUCUGGUUAUUUUUCAGUACCUUGUUGAAAAUUGCCACUUCGAUUUAGAUGUGCCCGACCUUAAUGGACGCACCCCGCUUCUCUGGGCUGCCCGCGAAGGAUACGCGGUGAUUUUGGAGUACCUUGUCUUACGGGGUGCUCGUACUGAUUUGGCGGAUAAGGACAACUACACGGCAUUGCAAUAUGCACGUUUUAGAAAUCACCGUGAGGCCGUGUAUGUGCUGACGAAAGCCCCCAUCUUCCAGCGUAAUGGCAGCACCUUCUCUGUCAAAAGUGACUUUUCGCCAAUGGAAAUUUCAGGAAGUGGGUACAUCAAUGUACGUCAAAUGCGCCGACGUGGUACGGUGAAAAUGAUGGUUCAGGAGCCAAUUUUCAUGGUUAUGUCACUCUUAGGCAUUUUUUAUGUGGCAUUCUCGUACCUGCUUUUAAAAUUUAUUCCCCCGUUGAUAAGUCACAUUGUAUUGGGUAUUUUUUUCUUUAGAAAUUCACUUUGGAUGUUAAUUCUUGGAUAUCCCGUCCAGGGAGGUAAACCAGAGCUUUCUUUCAUACAGAAAAUGGGUAUUGGGAACAGUUUUGGUGAAUCCGCGCGUGGCAUUUGGCUCUUCAGAAACCGUGAUGGAAGUUGUUUAUUUGCCAUAAUGUCCUUUUGGCUGCUGCAGCAAUACGCCUGGGCGAAGAUGGGUCUUGUGCCGAUCAUUACUUCUUAUCCUACCGAUGAGAUUGCACUAAAGGAUCAUCCUCUUGAAAGUGUUUACCAGCCCACUGGGAGUAUAUUUUGGGGCUUCUUUUUUAAUAAUAAGGCGGAAUUGGAAGGAUUUUUACUGUUGUUUUUGUUUUCCCUUAUGAUGUUGAGUUGCAUCAUGUGCAAAUUACUUUCUAUGCGUUCCACGUAUGAACCUUCCGAGUCGUCACUGAAGACUUCUCCUGUUUGGGCAAUUAUGAGGCAACGUGCAUACGGCUGGUUACAUCCUCGCAUCAUUUCUAUAGAAAAACACAUGUUGAUUCCUCUUCGUACCUUUUAUUGUUAUGAGCGCGAUGUUUUCUUUCGCCGCUUUGACGGGUACAGUAUUGCCCUGGAGUGUCCCAUCGCAGAGAGUAACCAUGGAUGGUUCUUUCUGUUUGUCACGAGCGCUGCGUGUUUUCAAUGGCUUAUAUUUUUUUGGGCCUGGGAACAAACGAGUGAGCGAUUACAAUGCCCCCGCUAUUCAUCUUUUUCCAGCCGGGUUGUUGGAUCACUGUGGAAUUUAAUUAUUCACGCAUUGCCUUGUCGUGAUGGAACGCGCCUCGGUGUGGCAGACUACGGCCCCUGGGUAUCGUGGCUGCAGUAUGUAUUACCAACGGAAGCGAAUUAUCUUGGCGUGUGGCUGCUUCAGUACGGCCUCGUGGCUUCCAUCAUGGCGACAUUUGUGGCCGUGCGGCAGUGGGUCGCCGCCGCUAACGGUGCCACAUGCUUAGAAUUAGCGAAUCCCACAGCAACAGGCAGUGAGGGCGGUCUUGUCAGCAUCUUCCCUCCGACCAUCUCCUUUAGUGCACCUUGGCUACCACCAGAAGGUAUUACAGAGGGUGUGACACUACCAGUAGACGAUGGGACAGUGUUACAUUCCAAAGCAAGGAAGAAAAAUUCUCGCUGCAUCUAUGCUGAUUAUGGGAAUGCCUUGUUGAACAUUUUUCUAUUUUGUCUUGGUCGUUCAGGGCGUCGUUGGCGUGGCGCAGUGGCUGUUUCUCCCGCAAAUGCACCAUUGUUCACCCUCUCGGCGCUGGGCGAUUCAUUUAGUGUGUAG